Messenger RNA from Cyphellophora attinorum, 1128 nucleotides. Its product is annotated as Serine/threonine-protein phosphatase 6 regulatory ankyrin repeat subunit B. The transcript is spliced from 2 exons. The record is from RefSeq and is a predicted model, not a curated record. NCBI's taxonomy places the organism in Eukaryota, Fungi, Ascomycota, Eurotiomycetes, Chaetothyriales, Cyphellophoraceae. Gene Ontology annotation, molecular function: protein binding. The coding region runs from base 1 to 1128 and encodes 375 amino acids.
AUGGCAGCAUUGACGCGGUCGGAAGGCGCAGAAGAAUGGGAGAGUGUUGGGGAUGCUGCUGCUCGGCGACGGAUUCAGAACAAGCUGGCACAAAGACGCUACCGAAGAAACCAUAGGCAUGGUUCCAUGAGCCGAUUGAACACAUUCAACUACUCAGAUCAGCAAGACCACUCGUGUCGACAUCACGACAUACCCAGACCGAAAAGCCAGCAGCAGAUUGAUGAUGAGGCCGUUGCGAGACCCACAGCAGCGACUGGAAAGGCACAGUGCACGCAUUCAGCCGGACCAUCUCAUGCCGGUGUCGAUUGCGGCAUAAGGACGCCUCCGUCGAGUGUGCCUCCCUUCGCUGAAAGUGAUGGGCCACAGUCAGAUCCAUUUGGUCUGGGCCAGCACUAUCUCACCUCGUCUACAUCAGACUUUGCGAGAGCCAUAGAUGCUACCCAGGAUGCCGCGCUUCUCGAGUUCGAUGAUGACUUCUUCAUUGAUCAGGUACACUUCGCAGAUACACCUCAAGCAGGAACAGCAGCCCAACUCACCAUCGCCGAAAUCUCAGACAAGGAGCCCUCUGGCUCUAUCAGCCACUCCACUUCACGUACGACCCAGCCGCACGAUGCAGUCUUGCGUGCAGUACAAAGCAAUGCUUCGACGGAAGGACGAGUCGUAUCUUGUGCUAGAAGUCAGUCUGUCGGAGAGCCAAUAUCUCUGGUUCUUCCCGUCAGGACAACACCAUUGCACUGUGCCGUCCUCGGAGGUCAUAUCGACACGGUACGAUUACUCGUAGCAAGUGGAAGCUCACUGGACUGCAUCGACGCCUUGGGUCGCACGGCUUUACACAUUGCGGUGCAGAACGACCACGACGACCUAGUCAAAUUACUGCUAGACAGUAAAGCCGACUGGACAACUAGAAACUCGAAAGGCCAGACCGCGCUGCACAUAACUGCCCAAGCCGGCCACAUUGCAUCGAUGCGGACGCUACUAAAGGUGAUGACUGAGAUCAACGGGGUAGAUAAUCGAGGCCAGACCGCCUUACAUAUCGCGGCCUCGAAAGGGGAUCAGGAUAUAGUGAGCCUGCUUAUCCGCAAAGGCGCCAACUUGAAUGCUGGAAUUCAAGCUGGGACUCAUGGCUAG